UGCCAUUCACAAGUAAACGUUUCGCCAAAUUGAACGAAAGAGCACAACCAGGGCUAAUCAUUAAACGAGCGAGUCUGAAACGCUGCAGCCCUGGUGUAGGUACUGUGCGCGUUGCAAGUAAAUUUUUGACUGCCUUAUUUUCUGAACUAUUUUGCCAACUGUGCGAACAAACAGCAUAGUUGCUGUGCCGCAGUUUGCAUUGCGCAACAUAUAAACGUCUGAUCAGAGCGCUGUGCCGUGCUGAAACGCGAUUGUAAACAUGUCCGAACGCUCCAAAGGUGACGUGUCGUCGUCGUCGCGCGUCAACAACAAUGCAAAUCGAAUUGUUAAAAAUCCACUGCUCAGCGCCUCCGUGACGGGUCUCAGCUAUGAUGACUUUCCCAAUAAGCCGCUGCUGCUGCCAGCGGCACCGCCUGUGGUGCACCAUGCACCACCCGCACAGCCAGCUAACGCUCUCAUCGCUGGCAUUCUCAAACGCGAGCCCAAAACCCUGGUGACCGUUGGACAGCCGUCCGGUAUUGACGAGAGCGAAACGCUUGACGAGAUUAACUUGAACGCCAGCAGCAGCGACGACUCGGUGCCAGCAGCGAACGCAUCCAACAAUCCCUAUCAGAGCGUUGCGGAUGCCAAUGCGAAUCCGUUGCUAGAGCCGCCGCUUGCCGCAGACUCUUUGCUUAGCCAGGCGGCGUCUUCAUUUGGCGCCUUGCCCUCGGUGGCCUCCAACGUGUUCUCGACGUUCUCGAAGCGCAUAUACGCGGGCACACGGGAGGCGGACGAGGCUCAGCCUCAACUAGAUAUCCAGCCGACUUAUAUACAGCAGGCGGGACAAGUCCACGCAGCAGCUGCUGCACCACCGCCCUUCUACGCUGCACCACCAGCACAUGCUGGCGAGCCUGCACCAGAGCCACCGAAAUUCUAUGCACCCACAGAGGUGCCUGGCUUAGCAGCUGGCGCUUUGCCACCGCCACCCCCCUCGGCUGGGCAGAACACUUAUCGCAUCAGUGCCAGGAAGAAGCUAUACGCGCCCAUUCCCGGUCUCUCGGAGCAGCAACAGCAGCCAGUGCCCGCUGCUGAUCCCUUCCAAGCACCAUCAUAUCCCCCACAGCCAUCGGCAGCAGGCGCAGCAACUUACGAGCAGCCUGCACCACUGCCCGUUCAAGAGGAACGCAAGAGUGGUGGCCUCUUCUCGCUCACUAGUCUAGUGCCCUCUGGCGUGUUACAGAACAUUUCGGGUCUAGUGCAAUCGGCCACAGGCAGAAGCAACGAGCCUGCGGCACCGCCACCACAGGCCACCUACAAUCCAGCUGAUUCUGCUGGCUAUUUUGAGAUCAACACAUCCUCUGCUGCCGUUCCACAGCCGUUUGGAAACUAUUUCACGCCAGCAGCUCCGCCGGCUGCUGCGGAUUAUUUUGCGCCAUCCGCAGCACCGCCCACUGUAGGUGGUUACUUCAAUCCUCCCGCAGUUGCUGCAACUCCGGCUAACUUCUUUACGCCAGCAACAGCGGCUAGUGGGCUAGCAGCACCUGUUCAACCAACAGCAGCAUUUGCACCACAGGCAUUUACUCAGCCAGGGGCAGUCUCCCAACAACCCGCUGUCUCUCAGUCACAAGCAGUCGCUCAGGUACCACCAUCAGUAGCACCAGCAACACCCACCACAACUAACAGGAGUUGGGGCACCGCCACAAGCGGAUGUAGCAGCACCACCGCCAGCCCACCACUAGCAACAGCUGUUGCACCACCGCCAGCGGCAUUUGCAGCACCUCCGCGACCAACAACAGGAGCAGUACCGCCACCAACGGGUGCAGCGGCACCACCGCCAGCAGCUGGACCUGCUCACUCGUCGUAUCGCCUGCAGAAGGGUACGCGUCUCUACAAGAGUCCACUGACAGCGCAGGAAACAGCACAGGCGCCAACCGGCUUUGGUCAGCCCACAGCAUUAGCAGCCACGCCCUUUGCGCCCUACACAGCACCUGCUGCUAUUUUUAAUCCAUUUGGUGGAGCAGAGCCAAAAGAAGUUGAACUAUUUGCAGCACCAACUUCAUCAGCUGCACCAGCGCCAAGUCAGGAAGUUCCUCUGUUUGCAGCUGCACCACCACCAGCUGCGCCUGCAACAUCGUUCUUUACACCACAGACAUCGACGGAGCUCUUUCAGCCCCACGAAGCAAGUGCACCAGCUGCCUCGCUCUUUGCGCCGGCACCAUCCGAUACAGUUCAGGAGGUUCCUCUCUUUUCCAGCUCGUCUGAAGCAAAACAAGGAGUUCGAACGGGCCCAGGCAACAAUCUUUUCGCGUCGCAGACUCAGAGCUCAGAACUGAGCAGCUCCUCAAAUCAAAGUCAGGAGGUUACACUAUUUGCACCGCCUUCAACUGCAGCUGUUUCGGAAGUUCCACUAUUCCCAACAUCGCAGAGCUUGCCCAUAUUCUCCCAAGGAGCAACAGCAACUCUAUUCACGCCACAGUUGGGUGACAAGCCAGAGCCACUGCAGACAAAUCAGCAAAGGGAGCCAGCGCAGGAAACUUCCUUGGCUACUGCAACAGCACCACCAACCGUUGGUGCUGAUCAGCCAACCGUAAGCAAGGUCAACGAACCAAGUGAAGAGACUCCCAAAACACCGCCAACUGCUUUAUUUCAAGAACUUUCAGCUGUGCCUGUCUUUUUUCCACCCAUACGAACAGCAGCCACUGAAGCUGGUGAAGAAACUCCACUAUUUGUGCCAGUACCAGCAGCAGCAGGCACUGCUGAAGCGGGUGAAAGCGUAGAGCUUUACCCACCUGCAGAGACAACAGCAGCAGAGCUCGAUUCCAAGAAUCAGGAGUUCGAUUCAAAGAAUCAGGAAGCUACACCACAAACAAGCGCGCCACAGCCAAUACUUAACGCCACCAACCUCUUUGCACCAUCAAGUACAGGUGGGUCAGCUCAGGAGGCUCUAGGAGUAGUGGCACCACAGCCAACAACCGCUGCUCCUCCACUAAGCACCAGCGAUUUGUUUGCACCACCUGCGCAGGCACCGGCCGCUGUCUCUCAUCUGCCUAGCGUUGCGUUGACCACUCAGACAACAACCACAUUCUUUAAUCCGUUUGCGCAGACAGUAACCACACCGCUGCCCCAAGAUCCGUUGCCGCCGCCCAUUGGCUUUGUGGAGCCCAGCGCUCAAACAGACGGCAACUCACUUUUCGCCGCACAGACAAUCGAGCCGGUGUUGCCUGAAGCAGAGAUUGCUAAACCUGCAGCAGCAGCGGCAGCAGCACCACCGCCACCACCACCACAAGCAGCGGCCARCCAGGACAACGCCUCACAGGCGAAUCCAUUCCGCAGAGCCGCCGAACCUGCACCGACAUCAACAGCCGCGACUGCUCCUUCGGCUCUGCUUAGCUUCUUUACGCCGGCUUCGAACGGCAACGAUUUCAAUUUCUUUGGAACAGCACAGCAGGCGGGACAGUUUCCGGAGUUGCCUCCAUUGCAUAACGUAGCACCACCCGCACUAGCGCAAGAGCCACCUGCUGGCGACGUCGCCACGACCCAUUCCACUCAGGCACUUGGCUUUGAGCAACUGAUCAGCGACUCUCAGCAAGCUGCACAGCAAACGCAAAAUUCUAACGAAAAUAUCUAUCAAAAUUCAAGUGUGAACACAUUUUCCGGCUAUUUCGGUAGCCCCAUAGAGGGGUCAGGGCCAGCCGCACAGCCUCAGCCACAGCAACAGCAACAGCACCAGCAAGAUCAACAGCCGCUGAUUGGCUGCAAUUCAGCUAAUUUCUUUGAUCACUUCGCCGCCGGCGGACAGGGGCAGGAGGAUCAACGCAUCCAGAACUUCUUUAACAAUCCACCGCUGCAGGAUCAGCCAGCCGCACCAGGUGAACUCAAAUACGAUAUUGUGCACAGCGGCUUGCCAAACAAGCGCUUCGAGCAGCGCUCCCAAACGUCUGUCUCCAACGUUGUGGAGCCGCCCUCAUCUGCCUGCUCGGAGUUCUCCACAGCUGCACCGGGCUCAGCUGCCAAUCCAACAAACAAUCAACAUCAGGCCGAUCGCCAGUCCGAUUAUCUAUUGCAGUCACAUCUGGGCGAACUGCCCGAAGAGCUCCUGCAGCAACUGAGAAUGGCCAACGAUAAGAAUUCGUCCACGGUACCAACUGGCGAAGCCUUGGUAUACACGCCCGUAUUGCCGCAUUGGUUCUACAAACGCAAUGUGGAUGGUAAAUUCGUGUGGACACCAUUUAGUCACUAUGACUCAGCGCUGCUGGAAACUAGCCUGAAUAGCGAGGAAACCGACUCAUCAGCCAUUGUGCCCGUCGAGGGCGGUCGCUACGAUGUCAACAUCAAAGAGCGCACCAAGACACCCGUCUACUGGGAGGGCAAAGCCAUUGAGGUGCGUCGCUGUUCCUGGUUCUAUAAGGGCGUCGAUGGUAAAUAUGUGCCCUACGCGGAGCAAACUGCAGAAGCACUUGAGAUAGAGUAUAAGCACGCGACCGAAACAAACGAAUGGCAUAAGAAGAUACCGCUGGCCAAUGGUGAGCAGGUGACCAUGCAUGGACCCAACGUCAUUGUCCACUUCAUGCCCCCAUCGCCCGCCGAUACGUGGGGAGGCAGCGUGCAAGGCACCUCACGGCCGCUGGUUGUGAAGCGGGAUUUGAAUGACUUUAAGAUACAACAGGGCGAAUCUCAGCGCGUGGAUCAUUUGCUGUUCAUGGUACAUGGCAUUGGCUCGGCUUGUGAUCUGAAGAUGCGCAAUGUCGAGGAAGUCGUGGAUGACUUCCGAUACAUUGCCCAGCAGCUGGUGCAGUCCCACUACAAGAACUCCACGGACAUGGGCCUAGUGGGACGCGUGGAAGUGCUGCCUAUUGAAUGGCACGGUCAUUUGCACUCUGAGGAGCUUGGCAUUGAUGAGAAGCUCAAGUCGAUUACCUUAGAGUCCAUACCACGAUUGCGCAACUUCACAAACGACACGUUGCUCGAUGUGCUCUUCUAUACCAGUCCCAAAUACUGUCAGAAGAUCAUGAACACGGUGGCCGAUGCCUUAAAUGAAACCUAUUUAAAGUAUCGGAUGCGGCAUCCGGAAUUCAAUGGCGGUGUCUCGCUGGCCGGCCACAGCCUCGGCUCGUUAAUACUCUUCGAUCUGCUGUGUCACCAGGAGCCGCUCAAGGAGAGCGAAGAGGAAAAUAAGGAGAAUCCUGAUCAACUACCACAGAAGAAGGGGACCGAAUCGAAAAACGUACAACUGCCCAACAACGAUGCCAUGAUGCCCAAACAGGUCAGCUACGCCAUGGGCAUUGGGCCAGCUGGCACUGGGCAGCCGGUGAUCAACUACACGCAGCUAAUUUUCCAUCCGAAGAAGUUCUUUGCUCUGGGCUCACCCAUUGGCAUGUUUGUGACCAUACGUGGCAUCGAUAAGCUCGGCCUCGACUUUCGGCUACCCACAUGUGCGGGCUUCUACAAUAUAUUCCAUCCGUUCGAUCCGGUGGCGUAUCGCAUAGAGGCGCUAGUCAAUCCGGAUAUGAAAGGCAUUCGCCCGGUCUUGAUUCCACAUCACAAAGGACGCAAGCGCAUGCAUCUUGAGCUGAAGGAGACAAUGACGCGCGUUGGAGCGGACAUAAAGCAACGAUUUAUGGAUACAUUCAAGACGACAUUAGAUAGCGUCAAUUUCUUGGCUACGGUGACCAGGGUGAAGAAGGAGGCCGAGGAGACGCUGGAAAAGGAAGUCAACUCAAGUAAUUCACAGAUAUUCCAUAAACAAACUGAGGACACGGAUGAUUUAUCAGCAGCGACUACUUCUACACAUGCACGUAAUCGUACCGAUUCAGAGUCCACGACAACGUCAGAUCCUGAAUUCAUUGAACUUGAUUUUCCGCUGGGUAAAUUGAAUGACUCGAAACGCGUGGACUACGUGCUGCAGGAGGCACCACUGGAGUUCAUCAACGAGUAUAUUUUUGCACUCAGUAGCCAUGUCUGCUAUUGGGGCUCUGAGGACACUAUAUUGUUUGUGAUGAAGGAAAUUUAUGCGGGUUUGGGCAUAAGCACCGAUAGCCAAGUACCACAGCAAACUAUGACCAUAGAGAGGCCCAGCUCACGAAGUAGCAGUGUCGGUCCGUCGCUAUUGCCGAUGUGAGUUGAGUUGACAUUUGGACACACUCUUGUAGACCCCUUCCGUUUUAUACAACCUAUUAUUACAAAUAUUUAGAGACAAUUUAUUUAACUAUGUUAUUUGUUAGCAAAAUCAUACAAAGAAUUUUUAAAAUGUGCAACUCUAACUUGGUUAAUGGUUUUAUGAAUUUAAGAAGAAGAACGGCAUUGAUACGAAUAUUCAUAAA
Molecule: messenger RNA, 6302 nt
Organism: Drosophila arizonae
Lineage: Eukaryota; Metazoa; Arthropoda; Insecta; Diptera; Drosophilidae
Gene: PAPLA1
Product: Phosphatidic Acid Phospholipase A1
Cellular component (GO): cytoplasm; COPII-coated ER to Golgi transport vesicle
Molecular function (GO): glycerophospholipase activity; metal ion binding
Source: RefSeq, a predicted model, not a curated record